CUGUAUCAUACCCAAUCAUCAAAACUUCAGCUCUGCUGGGGCUGCUGCUGCUGCUGCUGCUGCUUCUUCUUCUUCUUCUUCUCUCUAUCCACCGCCUCCCCCUUCCCCGUCCUCCUCUCUCAGUCCGAAGCCAAUUACUGAGCAGCUUGCAUUCGUCUUCCUCUCCUGCGGUUCCUGGAGCUACGUCUUCUUGGCCCCUGCCCUCUGAUUCGCCGCUCCGCUCUCCCUCCUUCUGCCGCAAAGGGGGACACUCAUGGCGAGGCUAGUAGUUCUGGCAUCGCUGCUUGCCGUAAUUGGCCUCGCGCAGGGGGAGGCGCAAUGUGCGCGGUACAGCGGGCGGCCGCGGCCACAUAGCGUGACCAUCACUGAGUUUGGGGCCGUCGGCGACGGCCUGACCGUCAAUACGGUGCCCUUCCAGAACGCCAUCUUCUACCUGCGGUCCUUUGCCGACAAGGGCGGCGCACAGCUGUACGUGCCCAAGGGGCGGUGGCUCACCGGCAGCUUCAACCUCACCAGCCACCUCACCCUCUUCCUGGAGAAGGACGCUGUCAUCAUAGGCACCAAGGAUGUGACACAAUGGCCAAUUGUGGAACCUUUGCCAUCAUAUGGCCAAGGAAUUGAUCUUCCGGGUGCAAGGCAUCGCAGCUUAAUAAAUGGGCACAAUGUUACCGAUGUCAUAAUUACAGGGAACAAUGGAAUCGUAGACGGCCAGGGUUUGAUAUGGUGGAAUUGGUUUCGCUCAAACAAAUUGAACUAUAGCCGGCCUCAUCUUGUGGAGUUUGAGGAUUCGGAAGAAAUUGUGAUUUCGAACUUGACAUUUUUAGAUUCUCCAGCAUGGGGUAUACAUCCUGUGUAUUGCAGCAAUGUAACAAUCCGUAAUGUCACAAUCGAGACUGAAUUGGAUGCUCCACUCACCAAUGGAAUUGUCCCAGAUUCAUGCUCGAAUAUGUGCAUUGAGGACAGCAGAAUUAGCGUCGGUCAUGAUGCCAUCUCAUUAAAAAGUGGGUGGGACAACUAUGGCAUUACAUUUGGAAGGCCAACCUCAGAUAUUCACAUUAGUAGAGUGGAUCUGCAAGCCUCACUGGGAGCUGCUCUUGCAUUUGGCAGUGAGAUGUCUGGUGGGAUCUCGGAUGUUCAUGUUGAUCACCUUCAUAUUCAUGGUUCAUCCAAAGGUAUAUCCUUCAGGACCGCACCAGGCCGUGGUGGUUAUAUAAGGGAUGCGAUAGUAUCAGAUGUCCAAAUGGAAGACGUCCAUGUUGCAAUCGAGUUCACCGGCGAUUGGUCAAGCCAUCCUGAUGAACAUUUUGAUUUGUCUGCACUCCCGGAGAUCAGUGGAAUCACCUUAAAAGACAUGGUUGGAAAAAACAUUUCGUUUGCAGGAGUUUUGUCGGGAAUCGAUGGUGAUCCUUUCACCAAUAUCUGCCUCUCCAAUAUCAAUUUCAGCAUAGCUGAUUCAGCGCAUUCCGCCUCUUGGUCUUGCUCCAACAUUUCUGGAUACUCCGAGUCAGUAUUUCCUGAGGCUUGUUCCGACCUCCACAGUCAAUCAUCAAAUUCCUCCAUCUGCUCAUCCACCCUUAGCUACCAUGCCCUUGCGACAGCGUAAAUGCAUAUAGCACCCAAUAUUCAUCCUUUCAUGUUUCUGUCCAUGUACAAUCUAGAGACAUCUAGCUCUAGCUUCAUCACCAUCUUUCCCCCCAAAAAUUCUCUUCCGUUAUAGGUGCAUCAAAGAAUCAUCGGGCUUCAUACAGUCAGCUUUGAGGCUCAUAAUACAACAAUUUGGCUGGCGUCCUUGAUGAGUCCAGAGAGGUGUUUCCUUGUACAGUUACAUUUGUUCAUUCAAUCUGUAAGAAAUUUUGUCCGGUAGGUUGUCGAGUCCAAAGAGUUGGUUUAUAUUGCUGUUUAUUUUAUUGCCAUAUAUAAAAUAAACAUUAUACAAUAUGUUAAGGUGACCCUGUACAUCUUGUCAUCAUCAUCUUGUGAGCAUCCAAUAGAACAGCCUCACAUGUUAUCCUGGGAUGCACAGGCUGGCCCCUGUAGCCCAGCAUGCUCCUUGUCCUGGCUGUCAAAUAAAUUGGUAUCAAUGGGGUUGUUAGGCCGGUUUUGAUGGCUUCUUUGUCUCUUUGGGGGGCUUUAUUGGCUAGGCUUUGUCGCCAUGUCAUGUCGCAAGCUCAUACUAUCAUGUUGGGGUUGCCAUUUGUGCAAGCUUUGGCCAGCUACAUCAGUACCAAAUCACCGGAUAAAAAUAAGCGGCCGCGGCGGAGAGGAGCUGGCACUGAUGGCUGAUAGCUAAUGUCUCCUGUACUCGUCUGGCGCCACUUGGGCAGCAUGUGCAACCAACCUGCCGCCUUUGCAAAGAUUGUACACGCUGGGAACAAGGGCAAUCACUCUUCUGACGCCACCACCGUCUACUGCUCAUGAGAUAAUUGAUUGUACUGUACUGCAGCAGUGGCCGUUUUCACUUACUGAAGUUGCAGUGCCUUGAUCAGAAGUCUUGGAACCAAGGUAAGAACAAGACAGUAGAAGGUUCUGUAAAAAAAGAAAAAAGAACAGCAGCAGCAUCGGAUCCUGGUUGGUUCAGAAAAAGCCGAGGUGGCCAUGUGGUGCAUUAUAUCAUUGCAGAAGAUGCGUCCAAAAUUAACGUUCAGAUGCUGCUACAAUACAGCCUUUGAAUUCUGAGGGCGGUCAAAGGUGGAUGUUGAUUUCCUGUUGGAUAAUGCUAUGCUGCUGCUGCGGGUCCAGUGGAUUUAUUACUGCUGAAUGCAAAAAUCCAGCGGAUUUACUGCUAAGAAGAAUGAGCACAAAACACACCAGCUACGACCUCCCAUCUGGAAAUCGGUAGAAUAUGGAUGGAUUCGUUGGACGACCUUAUCAUGAUGUCUCCGACCGAGUUGAUGACAAAAUGCGGGACCAGCACGACGCCCGGCAGGCAUCCAAGUGUGCGAGCAUGCACGCAAGCAAAUAUGCAAGUGUUCAAAGCGAUCGGUGGGGUGGCGCAUUCGAUCUUGUCCUGAACGAUACUGUACGUCCGUGUAGGCAAAGCGGUGGCGUGGUUUAUGCUCUCUUCGGCGCGCCGGUGACGUGGGAAUUGUACUGGCGCGAUUAAGUGGUGUGCGGGACGGUUUACGGGGAAGAGUUCGCGCGUGCGGCUUGCCGUGGUGGCUUGCUUCACGCUGUGUUUGAGCAUCUUGUGUGGAGAUUAAUGAAUGAGUGAUCAGAAUGCUUGGACUCGUGAUCA
Molecule: messenger RNA, 3235 nt
Organism: Triticum aestivum (bread wheat)
Lineage: Eukaryota; Viridiplantae; Streptophyta; Magnoliopsida; Poales; Poaceae
Product: probable polygalacturonase
Exons: 6
Coding region: 254-1603 (449 amino acids)
Biological process (GO): carbohydrate metabolic process
Molecular function (GO): polygalacturonase activity
Source: RefSeq, a predicted model, not a curated record